AUGGCAGCCGCACCCUCACCUCGCAAAACAUACUCGUACAUGGCCAAGCUUGCCUGGGAAGCCUGGAGAUACGAAGAAAUGGUGGAGUUCAUGGAGGAGGUUUCUGCUGCCGCCGACAGUGAGGAACUAGAGCUCACGGCUGACAAGAGGAAACUCCUCUUUGAUGCCCAUGGGAACGUGAUCCAAGCAAGGUGCGACUCGUUGCGCAUCAUCUCCUCCAUGGAGAAGGACGAGGAGAGCGGCGGAAACGAGGACCACGUCGCUAUUAUUCGCGACUACCUAUCCAGGAUCGAGUCCGAGCUCUCCAACAUCUGCGAGGGCAUCUCCAAGCACCUCGACUUACGCCUCAACCACCCCGCCUCCUCCGCCAAGGGCGAGAUCGAAACGUGCGUCGCUGAGCUCAAAAUCGAUGACCAGCGUAAGAACACGACCCUCACUGAUAUUGCACCCUCGCCUCCUCGCAAAAAGUACAUGUACAUGGCGAAGCUUGCCCAGAACGCCAGGCGUUACGAUGACAUAGUGGAGUUCAUGGAGAAGGUCAUUGACGCUGCCGGCAGCGAGGAGCUCACGUUUUUGGAGAGGAGGCUCCUCAGCGUGGCCUACGAGAAGGUGAUGACACAGAAGCGCUACGCGUUGACCGUCGUCUCCUGCAAGGAUGAGGGGGACGAGGAGGAGAGCGGCGGCAACGAGGACCGCGUCGCCGUCAUCCGCGACUACCGGUCCAAGAUUGAGAACGAGAUCUCCAACUUCUGCGACGGCAUCCUCGAGCUCCUUGACUCAUGUCUCAUCCUCUACGCCUCCUCCGGCGAGGUGAAGGCCUUCUACAUCAAGAUGAAGGGUGAUUUCCGCAAGUACCUGGAUGAUGUUAAGGCUAGGGCCUAGCGUAAGGAGUCCCCUCUUUGGGUGCAAAGAUUUUUGGUAUUCAAGUCUGU
Messenger RNA from Lotus japonicus, 932 nucleotides. RefSeq lists its product as uncharacterized. Gene Ontology annotation, biological process: signal transduction. The coding region runs from base 1 to 882 and encodes 293 amino acids. Gene Ontology annotation, cellular component: cytoplasm. Lineage: Eukaryota; Viridiplantae; Streptophyta; Magnoliopsida; Fabales; Fabaceae. The record is from RefSeq and is a predicted model, not a curated record. The transcript has a single exon.